AUUCAUUGCGUGUGUAUCUUAAUCACCUGCAGCCCUCCCUCCCCCUAAGAUUCUUGUCCUUAAAGAUCGCACCCUGGAGCUGCAGAGUUGAAAUCCAAAUCGAAUUCCCACAAAGCAGAGUACAGCAUCAGAGGGGUUGAAAAGCAUUCACCUCCCACACAGUCAAAACAUCACACAAUGUCGAAGCAAAUACAGCAGGGCCCAGAAUCAAUCUAUGACUUCACUGUUAAGGAUGCUGAGGGAAAGAGUGUGAAUCUGAGCAUUUACAAGGGGAAAGUCCUAUUGAUUGUCAAUGUUGCCUCCAAAUGUGGAUUAACCAACUCAAAUUACACAGAGCUGAAUCAGUUAUUCGAGAAGUACAAAGAUCAAGGCCUAGAGAUAUUGGCAUUUCCAUGCAAUCAGUUUGGAGGGCAGGAACCAGGAAGUAAUGAACAGAUCUUAGAGUUUGUGUGCACUCGCUUCAAAUCAGAAUUCCCGGUCUUUGACAAGAUUGACGUAAAUGGCGAAAAUGCUGCUCCGCUGUACAAGUUCUUAAAGUCAGGAAAAUGGGGAAUCUUUGGGGAUGAUAUCCAGUGGAACUUUGGCAAAUUCCUGGUUGACAAAAAUGGGAAAAUUGUUGAUCGUUAUUACCCAACAACUUCCCCUCUCACCGUUGAGAAUGAUAUAAAGAAGUUGUUGGAGGUGUCUUAAAUUCUGAGAAAUGAAGAAGAGCUUAUUGGUAUCAUAGCAGAUAUCAAGCUCCUCAUGUUGGCUUACCCUGUUUGUGUGUGCACCUGACCCUUGGACACGAAGUUGUCCUUGGAUGAUAUUAUGUUUAAAGAUGACUCCCUUCGUUUCUCGGGUGUAAUUAAAUCCUCUGUUUUUUUUUUUUUUUCUCCUUUUGGUUUUCUCAAGAAACUGAAACCGAAUUCUGUUCAUCCUUAUGAUCCUGUUCAGUAUUUGGGUUUUCAAUGGAUUCUCCAACAAUCAUCUGAACUUGGUGAA
Molecule: messenger RNA, 984 nt
Organism: Vitis riparia (riverbank grape)
Lineage: Eukaryota; Viridiplantae; Streptophyta; Magnoliopsida; Vitales; Vitaceae
Product: probable phospholipid hydroperoxide glutathione peroxidase
Exons: 6
Coding region: 178-690 (170 amino acids)
Biological process (GO): response to oxidative stress
Molecular function (GO): glutathione peroxidase activity
Source: RefSeq, a predicted model, not a curated record